AUGAACACUACCGCCGACUCGUCCCGCCUCGGGGGCCUCCUCGCCGCCGUCGGCCUGCUCACGGCCGUCGUUGCCGUCACCCGCGCCUUGCAGUUCGUCAGCGUCUACCUGCUGCCCUCCCGCAUAGCCCGCUACGCCCAUUCCACCAAUGGCCAGCCACCCUGGGCCCUGGUCACCGGCGCCUCCGACGGCAUCGGCCGUGGCUUUGCCGCUGAGCUCGCCAAGCAAGGGUUCAACGUUGUGCUACACGGCCGUAACCGUGCCAAGCUCACCUCCGUCAUGUCCUUGUUGCGGGAGCGCCACCCUGACAGGUCCUUUCGCAUCCUCAUCGCCGACGCUAGUCGCGUAGCCUGCCUCAACUGUAUCCGCCCAGCGCAAGGCCAGUCUCACACACACGAGCCGGAUGAGGCCGUCGCGGCUGCGUCCCCGACUGACUUUGAUGCUCUGCGCACCGCCCUCGAUGGCCUCAACCUCACCGUCCUCGUCAACAACGCUGGCGGAGGUGCUGUCAACCCGACCUUCCUUUCUCUUGGUGAAUCCUCAGAGGCCCGCAUUACUGGCAACGUGAGCCUCAAUGCCCUCUUCCCUCUACAUCUCACACGCGCCCUGCUCCCGACGCUGCGUCGCAACUCCCCCUCGCUCGUCCUCAAUGUUAGCUCGCUGGCCGACAACGGCCUGCCCCUACUCGUGUCGUACUGUGCCAGCAAGCGCUUCCUGCUCACCAUGACGGAGGCUGUUGUGCGUGAGAUGAAGCUGCUCGGCAGGGGUGGCGACGUUGAGCUGUUGGGCAUCCGUGUUGGCAAGACGACCAACACGGCGUACUUUACGGAGAAGCCAUCCUUCUUCACCCCGGAUUCUCAGACUAUGGCUCGCGCCGCCCUGGAAAAAGCAGGCUACGGCCAUGGUGUCGUUGUUGGAUACUGGGCUCAUGCUCUCCAACACAUCCUCAUAAAGGCCAUGCCCCUCUGGGUCAAGGACAGAGCCUUCAUCGCCGCCGUCCAAAUGGAGGCGGCAAACGAUCGCAAAACUACAUAG
Cordyceps fumosorosea ARSEF 2679 is the source of this 1035-nucleotide messenger RNA. RefSeq names its product short chain dehydrogenase/reductase. NCBI's taxonomy places the organism in Eukaryota, Fungi, Ascomycota, Sordariomycetes, Hypocreales, Cordycipitaceae. The coding region runs from base 1 to 1035 and encodes 344 amino acids. Gene Ontology annotation, cellular component: endoplasmic reticulum. The record is from RefSeq and is a predicted model, not a curated record. The transcript has a single exon. Gene Ontology annotation, molecular function: oxidoreductase activity.